Messenger RNA from Rhopilema esculentum, 1302 nucleotides. RefSeq lists its product as uncharacterized. Gene Ontology annotation, molecular function: protein binding. Lineage: Eukaryota; Metazoa; Cnidaria; Scyphozoa; Rhizostomeae; Rhizostomatidae. The record is from RefSeq and is a predicted model, not a curated record.
GUUGAAUCUACUCAAUGUUAUCUUGAUGGCAAUCCUUUCUAAGCUCGUCUUGCUUCUCAACAUGGCCAUGCAUAACGCUCCUGUUUAUUGAUGUCGCUUGUUCAACAACACUCUUUACUGCUGGGACAGUUUUACUUGCUUUAUUUGUGACUGUAUAAACGUUUACGCUCCUGAAUUUUGGUAGCUGAGGUUCAACUGAACUAAAACAUAGCAUGGAAAUGAAUGGAGGAGAUUUCAUGUUUCCCUUUCGUGGGCGAUUAUUUAGAAGAUUAGAGUUAGGAAGUCCGGGUGCAAUUUUAGCGACUGCUUCUUCAUGCGACGAUAACACUAUUGCUACAUGUUCAACGGACACCAAAGUUUUGCUUUGGGAUUUGUCGUCGGGCAAAAGAAUCAACUGCCUUCAAGGUCACACGGCAGAAGUCACAACCUGCUGUUUUGGGGACGAGUUACUAGCGACAGGCUCAAGAGACGGAGUUGUGAUUCUUUGGAAAUAUAAAUCAGGAAAACGUGUGUCUAGAAUAUCUUUUCACCAAGGCUCGAUACAAGCUGCAGUGAUUUCUCCCGAUGGUCAAUUUCUGGCAAGUGCAGGCGAUGACGGGCAAGCAGUUGUGUACCGAAUUCAAAGUGGUGAAGGAGCAUAUAUCUGUGGCUCAGAGAAUAGGCAAGUUAAGGGCCAUGAAGACGCUGUAAAUGAUGUCUGUUUCUCGGCAGAUAACUGUCAUUUCUUAACGUGCUCUAGUGACGGAUCGAUUCAGUUAUGGGACACGGAAACAGGCCAAAAUAGAUUGAAGAUAGAUACGAAACAUGGAAAAUUGAUUAACACAAGGUUUACACCAAAUGGCAAAAGGGCAGUCACACUUAGUACUAGCCACGUGUCUGUAUGGGACUUAACCAAUGGAAAAUUGGAAUGGGAAAUGAGAGACGAGGAAGGUCGCAAUUAUCAGGCUCUGUCUGUCCACCCAUUCCAAGAUUUGAUCACCCUAGUGGCAAUGGAUAGCACUUUAACUUAUCAAAGUCUCCAUGAAAAAGAAAGGAAAAUUGUAAAAGGGACGGACCACAAAGGACCAAUUCUGUCUUGCAGCUUCUCACCAUCCGGACGCAUUGGAAUGACUGGUGGAAUCGAUGGCAAAACUUUAGUUUGGAUGUGAUAGCUUAGUUUACAGAAUUUUUCAGUCUUGAACAGUGUCCUUCUGUAUGAAUCGUCGAAAUGAUUGCUUUCCUUAUAAAUUGUUUUUCUGACUGAUGUUUGAUCGAUUAUAAUCAUUAUAACAUUAGUCAUUCUCAUUACCACGUGGCUAUGGA